UUACAUUUAGAAGUAGAACAUGAAUAAAAUCGGAAGUGGAUAAACGGCUGAGGGGUUUAGUCGAUACGAAAGGCAAUGGCAAUGGCAAUGACGAGCGCUGUGCAUUUGCCUGUUAGAGGUAUGUCAAUGGUCGACAGCAGCAGCAGGUGCUCCCUUGGAUUCACAUCAGCAUCAAUUAGUAUUUCAUGUAAGAAGAAGAGCCCAUUUAGAUUGAGAGUGGCAGCUGCAAAAGCGUCAUCUUCUACCUUGGAAGCAGCCCAGGAAGAGGAGCAACAGGCAUUUGUUACUCCCCCACUGAAGGAAAAAUAUUUUUCAAAGGUGGUUCCUAUUCUACAGCAGGAGUUCAAGUACACCAACAAGAUGCAGAUGCCCAAGAUAAUAAAAGUAGUUGUAAACUGUGGAAUAGGGGAUGCCAACCAGAAUGCCAAGGCACUUGAAUCAUCCAUGAAAGACAUAGCUCUGAUAACAGGGCAGAGGCCUUGUAAGACCAGAGCUAAAAAAUCCAUUGCCAACUUCAAGAUCAGAGAGGGUGUGCCUUUGGGUCUUGCCGUCACACUUCGAGGAAACUUGAUGUGGAAUUUCUUGGACAGGCUUAUUAAUUUGGCAUUCCCCAGGACGAGGGAUUUUGAAGGCGUGAAUCCUAAUAGCUUCGAUGGGCAUGGAAAUUAUAGUGUGGGUAUCAAAGAACAGUUUGUGUUUCCGGAGAUUGUGUAUGAGACCAAAGUGGGUGGGGUAAGGGGAAUGGAUAUUUGCAUUGUAACUUCUGCAACUAAAGAUAAUGAGGCUCAAAAACUCUUAGCUUUGUUGGGGAUGCCAUUCCGUGACGGAGAUGCAGCACCAAUCAGAUUUUAGAGGUGGGCAAGGUUUAUGAUUUAGCAUGUCUUUAAUGUAUCCUCUCACCUCUUCUGUAAUUUGUUUUAGUGUCCAAAACGUGGAGGAUAUUGGGUUUUUUCUAAGAUUUUAACAGAAAUUGUGUAUCAACACGUAAGAACCCAUUUUGCCCAGACUAAAGUUGGCUUAAGUUUUUGCUAGAAAUAUUUUUAUGUUUUAACUUUGCUAUAAUUUAUUUUUGUUACAAUA
This is a messenger RNA of Cryptomeria japonica (Japanese cedar), 1080 nucleotides long. RefSeq lists its product as uncharacterized. Lineage: Eukaryota; Viridiplantae; Streptophyta; Pinopsida; Cupressales; Cupressaceae. The record is from RefSeq and is a predicted model, not a curated record. Gene Ontology annotation, biological process: translation. The transcript has a single exon. Bases 76 to 852 code for a protein of 258 amino acids. Gene Ontology annotation, molecular function: structural constituent of ribosome; RNA binding. Gene Ontology annotation, cellular component: ribosome; cytosolic large ribosomal subunit.